AUGACAUUGUCCGGUUUAAGUUCACCAGCUGCAACCGUAGAAGUUGUGUCAGAAAUACAAGUUAAUGUAACUGAAUAUUUGAACGGAGCUGUUACCGCCAUUAUAGUAAAUUCAACUUUGAAAGAAACAGGCUUGUUAGCUAAUUCUACAACUACAGUAGACCUUCACUUCACAACUGACUUAUUCAACACAACGGAUUCAAAUUAUACCCCUGAUUCCAAUUCAACUGUCAACUCUAAUUAUGCCUUUGAUUCGGACUAUACCACUGAUCCAACUUUUAAUUAUACCCUCGAAUUCAGCAUGGCAUCGACUAACUGGACCGAAGGAAAUACUACAACUGAAACGCCAAGGAAGAUUAUUAUCGUCAACGAUAACAGUCCCCCAAAACAACCAACUUUGAACGAGACUUCAACUUCCCAAGAGUUAGAAAAUAAACUGAAUAAAGCGGAGAAGAUUGGAGCUAUUGUUGGCAGUCUAAUGGCUAUUUUCGUUCUUGCAGUUAUUAUCGCAAUUUACUUUUUGUACCGGAAGCAUUGA
Messenger RNA from Rodentolepis nana, 537 nucleotides. The record is from the annotation of a GenBank genome assembly. NCBI's taxonomy places the organism in Eukaryota, Metazoa, Platyhelminthes, Cestoda, Cyclophyllidea, Hymenolepididae.